Molecule: messenger RNA, 426 nt
Organism: Melampsora larici-populina 98AG31
Lineage: Eukaryota; Fungi; Basidiomycota; Pucciniomycetes; Pucciniales; Melampsoraceae
Exons: 3
Coding region: 1-426 (141 amino acids)
Source: RefSeq, a predicted model, not a curated record
AUGAAGAAGAAUACGACCUUAAAGUGCCGGAAAAGAUACACAACCUCAUCAAAGAAGAAGAAAUCACUGCUCCAAUCGUUGAAUCUUGACCUAAAAGAGCACGCUCCACAAACGAGAAACCAAAAAAACGUAAAAAGAAAAUGGAUCCAGAAGAAAUCAAACAAAGAAGAAAUUAAAGUGCCGGAAAAGAUAGACAACUACGUUGAAGAAGAAGAAGUGACUGUGCCAAUUGUUGAAUUGCAAGCUAAAAGAGUGCGCUCCACCGAUGUUAAACAAACCAAACAGAAAUGGAAAGGAUGGGUCAUCCUUGAUCAAGAGGAAAUUAAAAAAGAAAAAGGCGUGAAGGAGGCUGAGGAAGACUGUGGAGAGGAAAAUACCAAUGACGAUACUCGGAGGUCUAAACGUAUAAAGUGUAAAAAGUCUUGA